UUCAUUCUCAUUUUCAAAGUAAUUAGUGGCAAUGAAAGUUAUAAUAAUUUUGUGACAGUCGAGAUAUGUACCUGAGGCAGAUUUUCUUGCAAUAAUGCCAAAAUCUGAGAUACCGUCAUGGUUUCCAAACAGAGGCUCUAUUCCUUCAAAUGAAAGUGGUACUUCGGAAUAUGAAUUAGUGGUGGAUGUCCCUCCAUAUUUUCGUGCAAGUAAAUGGUCUGGACUUGCUGUAUACCUAGAAAUAAAAGACAGCUCAACCUGUGAUAAACUUGUCAUUUCAUGGAGUUGUAAAGCUCGUGAAGAUUAUUACAUUUGCAAAGAAUGGGAGAAUGAAAUUUCACUUAUGUACGCCUGGCAGCCUCGCCUCUGCCUAAUGCUUUUAGAUUUCAAUGAGAAAACAUGUUGGCAACAUUUAAGAGGAAAUAGUAACUGUCUUCACAUCAAACUUAGCGUCACUUGUCAAUAUUCUAAAAGCCCACGAUUGAAAUGUGGGUGGCGGGUGCUAUCUAAAGAAGAGAUGCAAGAUUGGGGCAAUCCCACCAUUGAUUUCAACAGGUUAACGCAAGCAGAGCAUAACUCUUGUUCUGAGCUGCCACCUCUAAGACAGGGUAAUUUCCAUGGUAGAACACGAGGAAGAAGGAAUGUCAGUAGCAGCAGUAACCGUGAUAGCUUAAGGAGACGGGAGCCCAACAGACAGAACCUAGGGAGGCGAGAUCCACUAAUAGCUUGGUGGCCAAUCUAAUCUGCUAGUUGAAACAUUUUGACCAGAAUAGUAGGAGGGAUUAUAGAGGAUUGUCAUUUAUCACCGAUGCUUCAGGAUAAGUAUAGUCUGCCUAUCUAAUAACGUUAUUGAUGAUUGAUAUGAAAAAUGAAACACUUGUGUUUUCUAGCUUCUUAGUAUGGAUAUAGUUCAUGUAUAUGAAAUUAAUUAAAAUAUAUGUGAUAGCUGAGUGAAACGAAUUUGAUACUAUACUGAUUGCUGCAAUUGAUGCAAAUUUGAUGAGAACUUGAGUAUAUAUUUAUUUCCCUUCGUUAUGAUGAUGAUCAGUGGCCUUUUUCAUUCU
Messenger RNA from Neltuma alba, 1064 nucleotides. RefSeq lists its product as uncharacterized. The transcript is spliced from 2 exons. The coding region runs from base 95 to 742 and encodes 215 amino acids. The record is from RefSeq and is a predicted model, not a curated record. Lineage: Eukaryota; Viridiplantae; Streptophyta; Magnoliopsida; Fabales; Fabaceae.